AAAGAAAAAAAAAAACUUGCUAAUAAUGGCUUGCAAGUUUAAUGCCACGUAGUAUUUUAAUCGACCAAUUGUCAUAAUCCAUUCAAAUAAAAUAAUAAUAUGGAUAUUGGUAUAUAACUCAUGUUUUGCAUGUAAGACUUGGCAAAGACGAGCAAGAUAUCCGGAGACGCGGAAAAUAGAGAGAAUAAUCAGAAAGCAUAUUAAAAGAAAACAAAAGUUAUUGGGUUUAGUCUACAAUGGUGACUCUAAAGCUUGAGAUUUGCAUCGAGUUUGUGAAACUAACCGUUGAUCUCGUCGCCGCCAUGGCAGAAUCAAUCGAAGUAGCUUUCCGUCACCGUCCUCCGCCGCAGGUUCCAUAUUCAGCGGGGGUGAACGGUCGGCGGGGUCAUUACUCCACCGUUCCCAUUCCUCUCGUAGGCUUUCUGUAAUUAAUGUAUUCUCCUCUUAUGUUUUAUCUUUCUCUUUGUUCCUCUUGUUCUAUCAUUAGUGUCUUUGCCUUGAUCUACGAAGUGACAGAAGUUGUGAUUCGUAUGGAAGAUCAAGAACGUAAAGAUUAUGACGAGUUUGCAUACUCCGUGAAUAAUAUAAAAUCUUAGACAUUCUCUAUCGUAUGUUGUAUAUUAUUAUUUUGUUUUUGUGUAUAUAAUUUGUUCAUUCAUAAUAUCUAUAAAGAAAAAUUGCUGUUAUAUUAUUA
Molecule: messenger RNA, 694 nt
Organism: Brassica rapa (field mustard)
Lineage: Eukaryota; Viridiplantae; Streptophyta; Magnoliopsida; Brassicales; Brassicaceae
Source: RefSeq, a predicted model, not a curated record